UCAGGCAUCAAGCAUGAGAAUCUGCAUUUUAAAUGAGAAUUUUGAGGAAUUGUUUGAAAUACUAAAAGCUGAGUGGCAUCAUCCAAGAGAUUUGCUAAGGACAAUUUGAAAAACAUUGUUCCAGGGAUGCAGUUGCAUGAGGGUUUUUGUUUUGUUCUGUUUUGUUUUUCCUUCCUCAGCACUGUGGAGCAAAGCUUGUUCCUCUCCCACUUGCUGCCCAGAUUGAAUUGACCAAAGCAGUGGUUAUGGAGAAGCCUGGUCCCCUGCUGGUAGGGUGGGAAUUUGUGAGGUAGCAUUACACACUACUAAACAAGGUGCCAGACAUGAUAUACAGAUUGUAUGGAAAGAAACUCUUCUUAUGUCCAUAAGGGAUUGGAUUCAAAUGGAAAGCCAGCAUAUGCGAUCUAUGGACAGAAAGAAAUCCAUAGGGAAGUGAUGUCACAAAACCUCAUUAAUUGCUACACUAAGAUUCACCAUGUUGAUGCUCAUGCCCCUCUGAAUGAUGUGGUCCAUGUGAUGGGGUUGCUGUUUAAUAACAAAUAGGCUUUGAGGAGAUUCAUGCAGACAUUUUUCCUUGCUCCUGAGGACUCUGUUGCAAACAAGUUCUAUGUUCAUAGCGCCGUCUUCAGAUACCAAGAUGAGGUCUUUGGUGGCUUUGUCACUGAGCCUCACGAGGAAUCUGAGGGAGAAGCAGAGAAACCUGAAGAAAGACAGCAGACACCUGAGAUGGUACCUGAUUAUUCUGGAACUUUCUGUGAUCAGACGCUCAGCAAUGAUUUGGAAGAACAUUUAGAGGAACCUAUUGCUGAACCAGUGUCUGCUCCUGAACCAGAACUGAAGCAAAAACCUGAAUUUGAAAUCCAAGAGGAAAAGUGUGAGCCAGAAUUGGAGGUAACUGCUCCUGAGGAUGCUCAGAAGAAUUCUUCUCCAGCACCUGAAGACAUCACUCAGACAGAGCAGGGGACAUGUUCCUGGGCAUCUGUGACCAGUAAGAACCUUCUACCCAGCAGAGCUGUUCCAGUUACUGUGAUACCACCUCAUGUUGUUCAAGUACCAGCUCCACAGCCUUGCCCUGAAUCUAAGCCUGAAUCUCAGGUUCCAUAGCAGAGGGAUCAAAAAGUUCUGAACAACAAAUAAAUAUUCUUUUCCAGAGGGGUUGAACCCUGAAGAAUUGUGAGACACCCUGACAGCCACCGACUCUUCAUUGGCAAUCUGCCUCAUGAAGUGGACAAAUCAGAGCUUAAAUAUUUCUUUCAAAAUUAUGGGAAUGUGGCGGAGCUUUGCAUUAACAGCAGUUGGAAUUACCCAGUUUUGGUUUCGUGUGUUUGAUGAUUCUGAGCUUGUCCAAGAGGCCCUUAGCAACAGGCUCAUCAUGUUCAGAGGUGAGGCCCAUCAGAAUGUGGAAGAGAAGAAGACUUUAGCUGCCAGGGAAGGUGGACCGAUGAGAUAACCAUACACACACUCUAUACUCAUCAGGGAUUGUAACUUUUAACUCAAUGCCUCUCUGUAGUGGCAUUGUUCAGUUGAGAAAACAAGACUGAAGGAUAUACAGGCCCUCCAGGUGAGCUGGGUCAUGGAAUGAGAGGCCCUCGCUGGGAGGCAUGGUGUCAAAACCAGGAUUUGGAGUGGGAAGGGAAUUGCUCCAAGAUGGUGAAUUGGUCUUCACUGGUCUUCACACAGCAGUGCAAACCCCUGUUCCUGCAGAAUGGUGAAUUU
Messenger RNA from Myotis daubentonii (Daubenton's bat), 1716 nucleotides. RefSeq names its product ras GTPase-activating protein-binding protein 1-like. The transcript has a single exon. Lineage: Eukaryota; Metazoa; Chordata; Mammalia; Chiroptera; Vespertilionidae. The record is from RefSeq and is a predicted model, not a curated record. Bases 559 to 1104 code for a protein of 181 amino acids.